GAGAAAGAAACAGUGAGAGGGGUAGAAAAGAGAAAGAGAGAGAAAGAGAGAGAGAGAGAGAAGGAAAGAAACACGUUGGAUAUAGAGAAGUACAAUCAGCAAAGAAAAAGGAAGGACGUUGACUCAGCAUUUGCAGUUUGAGGGGAAUAAAGAGGAAGAGGAAAGAUCCGACAGUGUGUGCGACCAGUGUGUGCUGAGUAUAUCACUUUGCUGCUUUUCUGCUGCUCUGGUUAAAUGUUCUGCAUGGAGGACACACAGGUGGCAAGGACCAUAGAGCUGAAUGAUGGCGCACGAAUGCCGGUUUUGGGUCUUGGGACAUGGAAGUCCUCCCAUCUUCCCCGCACCUCAGUCCAGGGUGCAGUGGAGACCGCCAUUGCAGCUGGCUACCGCCAUAUAGACACUGCUCACUGCUACAAAAAUGAGGUUGAUAUCGGCAAGGCUCUGCGCUCCAAGACACAGCAGGGCAUCAUCAGGCGCCAGGACAUGUUCAUUGUCAGUAAGCUGUGGUGUACCUACCAUGCCCCAGAGGACAUCCCUGUGUGCCUGAAUAAGUCCCUGAAUGAUCUCCAGCUGGACUACCUGGAUCUUUACCUUGUGCAUUUCCCUGUUGGCCUAAAGAAAGUGGGUGAUGAAAUUUUGCCUGAGAAGGAUGGAGAGGUACUGACCUCUGACAUAGACUAUGUAGAUGUAUGGAGGGGGAUGGAGGCCCUGCAAGCCUCAGGGAAGGUAAAGAGCAUCGGUGUGUCCAACUUCAACAUCCUGCAGCUGGAGAGACUUCUGGCUCUGUGCAGGGUGCCCCCUGCUGUCAAUCAGAUCGAGUUGCAUCCUUAUCUGGUGCAGUCAGAGAUGAUAGAGUUCUGUAAGGCCAAAAACAUCGCCCUGACUGCCUACAGUCCCUUCGGCUCGCCAGGGAGACCCUCAGACCUGCUCAGAGAAGAAAGGGAUCCAGUUAAGCUCCUGGAGGACCCAGUUGUGGCAGAGAUAGCCACAAAGCACAGACACAGCCCUGCACAGGUAUUGCUGAGGUACCAUGUGCAGCAGGGUAUUUCAGUCAUCCCUAAGAGUGACAAGCCUCAUCGCAUCCUUGAAAACACAAAGAUCUUUGACUUCAGUCUGACUGAAGAGGACAUGAAAGCACUAAAAGGACUUGACCGAGCGUGGAGGGCUUUCUGGCUUGAACAAGUCAGUUCUCAUCCCUACUACCCCUUUGUGUGAGGCUGCCAGGAGAGUGGAGAGAAGAGACUGGACCAACUGAUACCUAAAACACCGACAGCAGUACCAGCUACAUGCAGUCUACCUACUAAACCACACACUGUAAUUCAGCACUGCCUUAUUUACAUCAGUGUAAUAACUAUAGAAUGUGAUGUGAAGACAAAUGUGAUUAAGCUUUCAAAUGUGACCAACAAAGCUCUGAAAAGUGAGGUGCUUACUUUUAUAAUGUUUGCAUUUUAUGAAUAAAAUUCUGUUUAUGUUUUUUUUUAUUUUUUAAUUAAAGGCAAUUAAGAAAGACGUACAAA
This is a messenger RNA of Centropristis striata (black sea bass), 1517 nucleotides long. RefSeq lists its product as uncharacterized. The transcript has 10 exons. Gene Ontology annotation, molecular function: aldose reductase (NADPH) activity. NCBI's taxonomy places the organism in Eukaryota, Metazoa, Chordata, Actinopteri, Perciformes, Serranidae. Bases 235 to 1215 code for a protein of 326 amino acids. Gene Ontology annotation, cellular component: cytosol. The record is from RefSeq and is a predicted model, not a curated record.